GCCCGCCUGCCUUUUGUUUUGUUUUGGCUGCGGGAGACAGGCGGAGGUCCUCCCGGCCCGCGGCACCGCUCGCUACAUGGGGAGAGCCAAGCUGGGGAUGGAAGAUGACGGCCCGGGAGCCGACGCCUGUAAAAUGCCCGGUUUAAUCAGCAGUUUGGAGGAAGGGAGGGCGAGACUGUCCCGCAGUCUGCCGACACAAACUUCCUUCACGGACGGUAAAGUUGAGCGACCGGUCGGACACCUGAGGUCCGGCUCCCGGUUAGCGCCGGACCGGGAGCCGGAGAAGGGGAGCAGCCCCGAGGACGAGGAGGGGGAGGAGGGGGAGAGAGAGGAAGACGAAGAGGAGGAGGAGGAGGAGGCGGCGGAGGAGGAGGAGAGGGAUGCGGAGGGCAACAACAACAACAACUGCAACAGCGGAGGGAGAGCGGGGCGGAGGGCGAGCGCUGCCGAGAUUCUGAGGAGGAAUUUCGGGGAUCUGAGGUCUCCGUGUCUCCGCGCACACACCGGCGGUCGGAUGCAGUGCGGCACCGAGCACGAAACCCGCACAGGAAGCGAUAACGCCGACGCCAGUAACGAACAUGGAAGUGAAUGUGGCGAGUGUAAAAAGUCGGACGGAGAAACGGCGGACGCCGGUGCGCAAAACGAGCCAACCUCGAGCGAGUUAGCCACUUCGGAUGUUGAAGGAGUUGUUGAAUAUUUAAAGGUUGUCGGCCCUAAAUGUGACAGCGAGGCCGGCAGGGGCACUCCGGACGGCUCUGUCAGCGCCAAGGAGCACAUCUACUGCACCGUUUACUGCAUCGCCAACGACGGUCACCUGAGCGAGGCUCAAAUCCCGGACCGGCGCGAUGAGGCGGUGACGAGCGACGCCGCGGAAAUGGACUCGUCCUCGGGACGAGGCGCGGGUUCGAGUCCCGAGCCGACCCUGUACACGGUGGACGACCUGGUGGAUCCGUUCGGGGAUCUGUCCUAUCGGCUGUACAGCGAGCUGAGCGGGACGGACGCCGCGGUGCGGAGUUGCCGGGUGUGCCUGGAGGAGACAGCCAUCGCAUCCCUGUCCUGCUGCAGGAAGGCCGUGUGCGAUGGGUGUUUGAAGCUCUACGUCAGCUCCCAGGUGCGGAUGGGUAAAGUAUACAUCAGCUGCCCGAUCCCGGAGUGCAACGGCAACCUGGAGGAGGGAGUGGUGAUCGCUCAUUUAGCCAAAGAGAACGUGGCGAAAUACCAAUACUUUUUGGAGCUGAGUCAGCUGGAUUCGAGCACCAAGCCCUGCCCACACUGCAGUCAUUUCACGUCUCUGAAAGCACAUAACCCAAACCGCUCCGAGCACAAGUACAAGAUCCAGUGUAGCAAUUGCCAGUUCGUGUGGUGCUUUAAAUGCCACGCGCCCUGGCACAAUGGGAUCAAAUGCCGCGACUACAGGAAAGGAGAUAAGCUGCUACGGACCUGGGCGAGUGUCAUCGAGGACGGACAGAGAAACGCCCAGAAAUGCCCUCAGUGCAAGAUCCAUAUCCAGCGUACGGAGGGAUGCGAUCACAUGACCUGCGCGCAGUGUAACACCAACUUCUGUUACCGCUGUGGAGAGCGCUACCGACACCUACGAUUUUUCGGGGACCAUACAUCGAACCUCAGCGUGUUCGGCUGCAAGUAUCGCUAUCUCCCCGACAAACCUCAUCUGAGGCGGCUGGUUCGAGGGUCUGUCUGCGCCACCAAAGUGCUGAUCGCCCCAGUGGUCAUUCUUCUGGUGGUGGUGCUGGGAGCUCUGGCCUUGGUGAUAGGAUUGGUUGUGUUCCCGGUUUACUACGUGUUCAAGAGGAGAAAGAAGCAGCACACCCGCGGCUCGGGACGGUGGAUUUGAUACUCUUCCCAACCUGCAUCCACAUCGCACGGUCACAGUUUGUGGGGGGAAAAAAAAAAAAAAAAGCGAGGUCCCGCUUCUUCUCAGGGACGGACGUGCCAGCCCGAGUGCUUACAGAACUCCGACACAAAGCACCGCAUUAUGAUCACUGGCAAGUUUUGAGGACGUUUCAGGUAAAAGGAAGCGAAGAAACGCACGGAAAGAGGCCGGAUUGUUGCACAACAUCACAUCCUGAUUAUUUAUUUCUCACAGGGUUAUUCCUGAAAGGAUGCUAGUCGUUUUGGCCAAAAAAGGAACGAGGACCGUUAAAGUUAGGUUAAACUUCCUGGACAGUGAAUGUAUGAAGCCUCUUAAAUCUGAAAUAGAUUCAGCUCUCGCCUGUAGAGAGGGCUUUCUUACUGCCCAACGCCUGCUGUGGACCCGCCGGAGGACAUUUCAGCAGCGCACGUUUGCCGUUUUUCACCACUUUUGCUGCACAUUUAUUCGUAACUGUUAUUCAGGAGAACAAAUCCGAACGCAGGUUACCGUCACGUGCGGUUUACAGCCCGUGACGAUGUUUUAUAAGAACUAGCCGAGAGCGCCGGGUUAGCAGUUCUGAUGCAUUGAUGUUAUGAGCUGGAGGAAGGUUCUGGGUCGUGGAAACUCCGAAGUGGCUGCAGAGUGAGCUUGACAAUGAAAGUGAGGACUGUUAGAUGGAAAACAAAUUUGGAACAAGCCAUGUUGGUGCAGCGUCAUCCUUGCUCAUCCUGUUGUGGUGGAAGCUCGGCUUUAUGCUGGAUGUGGAGAGUUUCCAUUGCAACUGGAGUCAUUUCCGAGCGCGCUCUGCAGAUCAUGCGAAAGGAAGGCUGAUACUUGACUACUACUCUCUCCUAACCUGGACGGCUCUGCCUGAUCUGAGAUUCGUGCUUGAAGGUUUAAAAACUGGGUGUGUGCGCAACUCCGAACAGGAACAAACAGAUCACACACACACACAUCCUCCUUAACAAACUGAAAGCACUUUGACCAAGCCUCGUCCUUCCUCGCUCCCCUCUUUCGGCCGACUCUCGCACAACCCUCCCCACAAUGCAUCUGGCCACUGCUGUGCCCACGUUACUGUUUGCCAGUAUCUGCAUCAUCAAAAAAAAGCUACCGUGCCAAAACAAAACGCUGAGCGUGGUGGGACGGAGGGAUGACUCUGUCCCUCUGUUGAUUUUUUGUUGUUGUUUUUCUUUUUUGUUUUGUUUUUUUUAAGGGUUGACUCUGGCAGAGGUUUCAAACACACAGGCUGUAAAAUUAGAAAAUAGAUGGUUGAAAACACUUCAGAACAACCAGAAAUGCUUUUAAGGGUAUGAGAAAACAAAAAAGACAACUUCUUUAUUCUUUUCCUUUUGCAGCCUGGACGGUGGUUCAGCAAAGAACUAAACAGGGUGUUUUUUGGUUUGUGUUUUCCAUUCAGAUCAGUUUGCUGAGCACUGAUUACAUGGUUUAUUAUAUUUGUUUCUGGAUUGAUAGUUGAUCAGGUUUUGCAGGAGCUGGUGCAGAGAGGAGCUUCGAUGCCGCUCUCUGACAGUUUUUGGAUGGUCACGGUGGUUUAUAUCGCGUCUCGUCUGGAUCCAUUCUAACUGGCACAUGAGAAGGAACACACACACACACACAUACACACACACACACACGGAGUGCUGCCAGGAAGCGGGAGAUUUUCAAGAGCUUUAAAGGUCGCCACCUGGCAGCCGUCAGCCGGCUGUCCUUCACUUAUCCUUCUCUCCUCCCCGCUGUCAUUGUUUCACUUAUCGCGGCCGCUCUCUGAUUGUCCCCUCACAUCCUCCGUCCGUCCUGCUCUCAGAGCCGCGACUGGACUCUGACCUCGGCUGUGAGCGCCGAUGAUUACCGGCACAGAAACCUCCGUGCAGGAGAGCCGGGAUACACACUCGCUGCAGCUGCAGCCACAGAAAAGCACUCAAACGGAUGCUUUUGACCUCCUGAUUGACAAAAAAAUAGCGCAGAGCUGCCUGCUGUGCACGCCACAAGGUCAGAGACAAGAGCCUCCUUCGUCACUCACACAAUUUUUUGUGUGUUUAUCUGAUUGGUCUUUGAUUUGUUUCAGGGUGUUUUUUUUUUUUUUUUUGUCAAUGUAACGGUCCUUCUUAGAGGUCAACAGAAAACGUGAAAGAUAGGCACGAUUGACAAAUCGAUCCGUGCAAAGACGAUGCAGUAAGGAAACAUAUAGGAUGACAGUGCAGCUGAGCACUGAUGUUCCCAUUAGUGAAGAUAUGCAGUUCUGUUUUUGGGUGAAUAUUAAAGCACAUUUUCAUCACAGAAUCUUCUUUGACGGACUGAAGGUAAGAAGCAAGAGUCAUCUUGAAGUUUCUAUAUGAUAACGCGGUAGCGGGUGAAUACACAGUCAGACUUUUCGCGCUGCGUUACGACAGAAAGCAUCUUGUGAGAGUCUGAUUCCAGCAGUCACGAGAGCUCUUAACUCUGGGUUUGAGUCCACCCUCAGGGAAUUUGAUUUCACUGAACUCAGCGCUGUGCCACUGAAGUCACUUGAACAGCAUAAUAGUUUUGUUUUUUCUUUCUUUCUUUCUUUCUUUCUUUUCGAUGCUUCCUGAUGAGUUUUCCUGGAGCUGCCCCAGUUAACAUUUCCAGUUCCAGGAAGUUGAAACACUGUAGUGUUAAAAGAGGUCAAAGUGUCAUCGUGUUGCCGGCGCUGUGCUGGCGAAACGAAAACACAAGUAAACAUGUGCCAGCACAAAUAAAUGUGUAACACUGAAACACAGCUGUCCCCUGGUAACCUCUGCAGACUUUCCGCCGUUUGACCCUCAGCUUUUCUUUUCCUUUUUUUUUUUUGUUCGAUUGCUGAAUGAGUGACGGUGAAAAGGAUGUUAGUUUUUAUUAUUAUCUUUACCUGGAGCUUUACUUCCUGUUUCUUUCAAGAACAGGUAUUUUCAACUGUUUCCGUCACAUUUGCUGCACCAGUUGACCUGUGUGUGUUUGAUUGAUCGGGUUGAUUGAUUGAGUUAAAGUUGCCAGUUAAUUAGCAAAUGGAACAAUUUGGACAAACAAGCAGUUCUUUGGGUUUUGGUUUACAGACUGAUUUUUUUUUUCUUUCCAGACAUUGUGGUGUGUGACUCAGUGUUGCCUGGUUAUAUACUUAAAUCAACUUGCAGUAUAAGAUGGUGCUUGCCCCUCGCAAUAGUCUUUUUUUUUCCCCCACUUCUUACACAAGUGUGUAUAAACGCAUACUUGUGUGACAUUCAGAAGCCAUGUUAAAGCCCAUCAGUGCUUUGUUUUUGUGUUGUGUUUUUAUAACAAAAAAAAAUCUGUUUGGAUGAAGUUUCAUAAGUGUUGAAAUUUUACCAGUGAUUGAGUGAUAUGAGUUCUUUUGGCCAACGGUUUUUGCUCUUCCCAGAUGUGUCGGCUGGCUGAUACUUCUGGAUUUGUUUCUUUCUACUACAAUCAGAGUGAUAAUGAUGUGAAAAUGUUGCCUGCGCAGUGAUUGUGGACCAGAUUAGUAACUUCUGAAGCUGGGGUGCAGUCUGUCACAGCUUCGGUGCCGUUUUGCAUUAUGUGGUAGAACAACUACUGAAACAGCUAAUUCCUCGCAGCGAUAAAGGCCCCAUGUGAAGGAAGGUGUGUGAGUGGAAUUGCUGUUAAUGGACGUCUCACCCAAACACAGAGAAUAUGCAGUGCAUCCGUGUGGUUUGGGGGCAAAACUUUUGUUUUGUAUGUUGAAUUUUAACUUUAGUACCACAAUCCAGGGUGUCGGGCGGCUUAAUCCAAAUCACUCUUGUACUUUUUUGCACAAGUUAAACUGUCACUUUACUUUGGUUCAUAUAAACCUCGCUCUCUGGAUCGGGAUGAAGAAGCAGUCGCAUCGUGAGCCCUGCUUCCAGCGUCAAAUGGACAUCACGAGGCCGACGCGGACUCUCAGAGAAACAGAGGAUUAUACCAAAAAGAUGUGUCUUUUUCAGCAAAUGAAGUGUCUGGUCAAAGAAGAAACAUUACAGGUUCAUUUUAACUCAGGAGACCUGAAUGUUGAUGUUUCACUAUAUGAUGUAUUGUGAAUAACAUCUGGAUGGACCACAUGUUGGAACCACAGCAGCAUAUUUAUUUGUAAUACACUGCUUAAGAAGAAUAUUUCUGGUCAAAAAGAUUUGAUUAGUAUUCUCCUUGUUUGCACCAGGAGCCCAUUGUUCCACCUGCUGCCACUGUCAGAAAUAUCUGCUGUUAUUAUUAUUAUUGCUCACUUAACCAGGUACACUGUUUUCAUCCGAGAAUUUAAUGGAUAAUAAACUAAAUUCCAAAUGAA
Molecule: messenger RNA, 6140 nt
Organism: Salarias fasciatus (jewelled blenny)
Lineage: Eukaryota; Metazoa; Chordata; Actinopteri; Blenniiformes; Blenniidae
Gene: rnf217
Product: ring finger protein 217
Exons: 7
Coding region: 77-1852 (591 amino acids)
Biological process (GO): protein ubiquitination
Molecular function (GO): zinc ion binding; ubiquitin-protein transferase activity
Source: RefSeq, a predicted model, not a curated record